Diorhabda carinulata is the source of this 774-nucleotide messenger RNA. RefSeq lists its product as uncharacterized. Lineage: Eukaryota; Metazoa; Arthropoda; Insecta; Coleoptera; Chrysomelidae. The record is from RefSeq and is a predicted model, not a curated record. The transcript has 3 exons. Bases 208 to 693 code for a protein of 161 amino acids.
AAACAAAUAUUUAAAUUAAAUAACAAUGAAAUAAUAGAUAUUUUUACGUAAAAUCAAAUUUUACAGAAAGCACAGUUAGAAUUUCAAACAAUUUAAUAUUAAACGAAACUGAUUGUCCUGUUGGUUAAUUAGACAUCUUUAGAAUCAGUAUGAUGAUGUAAACAAGAGUAAUGACAGUAGUAUAAUAGUGAAAAUAAAUGAUUUAAAAUGAGUGAUAAUUACAAUGAAAUUGCUAAAAAGUUAGAAGAGUACAGAAAGAAAAAACUUAAAAAUUCUCAAAAGAUAAAAUGUGAAGAAGAAGAUAAGGAAUUGAAAGAAAAACUUUUGGCCGAAGAGACUGAUUCAAACGCUCUAAGUAGUUCUGAAGAAACUGAAAUAGACGAUAACUUUCAACCUCUCUCUAUACUAGACUACAUAUACUAUGUAUUAUGUUUCACUUUCUGGGCUAUACUUUACGCCAUUUUUAUCAAACUACAAUUUGGUACAAUAUUUUUUUUGAUAUCUUGUUUAGUUGGUAUAUGUAUAAACACCCGGACGCGACCGAAAAAGAAAGGUGAAAUUAGCGCUUAUUCAGUGUUCAAUAAAGAUUUUAAAAGUAUAGAUGGAACUCUGAAAGCUGAACAGUUUGAAAGGGAAAUUAGAUUAAAUUCAUCCGAUUCAAUUCGAAAAAUGGAAUUCUGGGAAUCAAAAUAGAGACCACCAAGUUUCCAGUGUUAGUUACCUCCAAAGACGUUUUUUAAAUCUGUUUAGUGUUUCAGACAGAGUGAAAGGAUG